Messenger RNA from Penicillium soppii, 816 nucleotides. RefSeq lists its product as uncharacterized. The record is from RefSeq and is a predicted model, not a curated record. The transcript has a single exon. NCBI's taxonomy places the organism in Eukaryota, Fungi, Ascomycota, Eurotiomycetes, Eurotiales, Aspergillaceae. The coding region runs from base 1 to 816 and encodes 271 amino acids.
AUGUAUUUCCUUGGGCUGUUGCUGGCUAUAUCGCAAACCCUAUGCUGUUGGGCGGUCGACACUACAAAGCUAUUUGAAGUGGAUUUGAUCUUGCCGCGCAAUGAAACAUAUCCCCCAUCGCCAAUCUUUCCGAUCAUAUUCGCCGUUCAAAACCCAAGCCUCGCGAAAAGCUUCCAUCCAACAAUCAGAUACAUUGUUGAGCAGGUCGGGGGAAACUUCAGUACUACCAAUGAUAUCAACCUAUGGGGGAUCAACGAUACUAGUAGCCCGGGGAUCAACGAUACUAGUAGCCCCCACUUCCUUUCCUGGGGUACACCGAAGUACAACUUUGAGGGAACCUUCCGGUUUAGAUGGAGUCUCACUAUUGAUCGAUGCUUUCUUGACGAGAGGAUCGAUGAGGAGAAGAUAAGAAAUUUUGGCAAUUUCACCUCUCUCUAUUUCACCACCAAGAAUGGAACUUCGCCGGCGGAUUUCGUCGCUGCCACUUACGACGACACUUGCGACAAAUCGCCAGCUCAGGCUAUUAAUUACUUGGAUCUUACUGAGGUCCCAGCAACAGAAACUUCCUACGGAACCUCCUGUCUGGCCUAUCCGACUACCUUGCCUGCCCCUACCAAUCCUUGCAAUGUCAAGAUUGAUUCAUCAGCCGCGGCAAUUAUGUCGGCGGACAUGACUUCUACUGCAUGUGAGCGAGCUCGAACUGGAAUAACUUGCCCAAGUCCGUCUCCUAGGAAUGCAGCCCCCAAGGCGCAUUUUCCGAUGGGUGGCGUAUGGAUCUUGGCGAUGUGUACCCUGCUCACUUACUAUUUCGCAUGA